AUUUCCAUGACAACAAGAGACCCUUUGGCUUGAGAGGCAUUUUCCCUGCUGACAAAACAUUUUCCAUGACGGGCCCUAGACUUUGGAAUUCAUACCCUCCUUUAGUCCGAAAUAAUCCAAAUCAGUUGAUGUUAAGGGCACACUGCAAGCCAUCUCUCUUUCCCCAGACUUUUGAGGAGAAAGGAAUAAGCCAAGGGUCAGGAUACAUAUAACGAGGGUGGAGAUCUGCAGCUACAUUGGAACUUUUUCUUUUCUGCUUUUGGGGAGCUUCAUUUAAUUUUGCAUUUUUAAUACAUGACAAAGGCUCUUACAGUUUUCAAGAACCACUUUAAAAACAUUUAUGCAACUGUGAAAAAAGGGAAAAUACCCUCUCCAUCCCCUUAAGAUUUUGGAUGUAUUUGGUGCAGCAGCUUAUGGACAGCUAAUCUAUCCUUCACCAGAGGUUGCCAGAGACUUCUGGACCCAUAUUGAAAGCUGAUGCUUUCUGUCUUAGAUGUUACCAUUCAAAGUUUGAUACACCCAUCCUUCACCAAAAGCUUCCAAUGUCUUGGGUGGUAUUCUUGCGUGCUAACUGUUUCAAGAAAGGGGGCAGGAAACCCCGAUGUCUCCUAUAAUGUUGUAUCUUUAAUAUUUGGAAAAAGUUCACUCUCAACUGAUGUUCAAGUAGAAACAAGAAUGGUUUAGUUUGGGUUCACUGGGGUGGAAAGGAAUGUUGUCUUUACAAAAAUAAAGCAAAAACCACUGGAACAACUUUUAAACAUCAUGGAUGGAAUGAGAACUGAGAGGCUGAAAACAUCAUCCUAUCAGGGUUUAGGUAUUUUGUUUAACUGGUUUGCAUGUAUCAUUCUGUGGGUAGGGUGGGGUGAAGGUUUUAUGUGAAGUAUUUUGAGUGUAUUUUAACUGGUUGUUUUCUAUUUCUUUUAUAUGGUAACAUACUUGCCAGUUGUAAAACUAAAUCCUCGUCUCCAAGAAGUUGCCUUCUCCUCAAAUUUAUGAUCGACCAAGGCCUUUCAACAUAUCAGACAUGAAGAAACAGACCAUUAUUUUAUCACUGGACUUGAAGGGAAAAUAAAUAAAAAAGGGACCAUCAUGUCCUUUUGAGGGCUUAAUUCUCUUAUAUAGCCCAAACCAAUAAGAUGCUGAGAGCCCUCAACUUCCAUUGACAUCAGCAUUAAUUUGAAAAAUUGAGGGCAAAUACCCAAAGAGUGAAGUAACAAUGACACAGCUUAAUAUAUCAUGAUGAAUCAGAUCCAUGCAGAAAGAAGACUGCUCCCACUGGGUUUAAGUGAUGAAGGAAAAAAAGAAGAAGAAAACAGAAUGAUAAGAACCAACCUCCCUUCCCUGAAAAUCCCAAAACUUGGUGUCAACAAAUGUUUUCCCACAGUUUGCUGCCACCAGGGAUUGCUUCCUGAACCAAACCAGAGAAUUGUAGAAGAGGAACCUCUUUCCCCCAGACUGGACAAAUAUAAGCUGGCAAGAUUUUUAGCUGACAAGGCAAUCAGGGAAAAGAAAAUUUUUACCAUCUGUGGACCCUACCCAGUAAUUCGUAGAAGUUUAAGGAAAAAAGGAUGGGUGGAGAGAAAGCUUUCCAUAAGAAGUGACUUACAGGACAAUACAGAUGACGAGUGUGAUGCUGAUUGUGAAGAUGGUGGGAAGAAUGGCAAAAGAAAUGUCUUGUGUGAAGAAGUUUCUGGCCUUGACUGUUCAGAUGACAUUCAUGAUGUAAUGUCUAGGUUGGUAAGAAAUGAAGAGACAUCCUUUUUUUGGACUAUAAAAAAGGAUGCAAUUAAUUACCAUAACCUACAUUGUGAUCAGAUGCUGAAUCAUUAUGCAAAAACUGGCUCCUUUACAACUAAAAUUGGACUUUGUUUGAAUCUGAGAAAUUUGCCAUGGUAUGUUCCAGCAAAUCCAAAUACCUUUUUCCCCCGCUGCUAUGGUAUUUACAUGGAUGAUGAGAAACAUGAUUUUAUAGAGGACUUCAGGAAUACAGCAGCGUGUAGCAUACUCAAAUGGGUCAUCAGUCUUAACGCCUGUGAUAAAAAAACACAGAAGUCUAAAGGAAAAAUUAGUAAAGAAGAUGUACGCCAGAAGAAAGAUCCUGUAGAUUCUGAUGAAAAGGAAAUCAAGCAACUUCCUGGAAAACUAAUAGACAUGGCUUGCCAGGUUUGUGAAACCUACCUUGGGCAGAUGGAACACGAGGACAUUGACACAGCAGUGGAUGCUUCUGCAGUUCUUAGUGAGGAGGAAUGGAAAGACUUAAUUGAACAGUACUACUGUCUCAUUCAUGAAGGUGCUGUCAUUUGUAGUGCACAUAAUUACAUUACACAGUGUCAAAAGAUUCUGAGCAAAAUCAUGUCUACAAACCCACAGCAAGACAUAGACGGUAACCACAAUAUCUGGAUUAUUAAACCAGGAGCAAAAUCUCGUGGCAGAGAAAUAGUGUGCAAAAAUAGAAUGGAUGAUAUUCUGAAGUUAGUAGAAGCAACAGAUCAAUUUCCAGUAAAGGACCACAAGUGGGUGGUACAGAAGUACAUUGAGACACCAUUGCUAAUUUAUGAUACUAAAUUUGAUAUUAGACAGUGGUUUCUUGUCACUGACUGGAACCCUCUGACUAUAUGGUUCUAUAAAGAAAGCUAUCUGAGAUUUUCUACACAACGUUUCUCCUUAGAUAAUCUAGACAGCUCCAUUCAUCUUUGCAAUAAUUCUAUCCAGAAACAUUACAAAAAUGCUGCAGACCGGAAUCCUCUAUUGCCAUGGCACAAUAUGUGGACAAGCACCAAAUUUCAGGAGUACUUACAAAAGAGAGGUCGAGGCAAUAUGUGGCGAAAUGUUAUCUAUCCGUCCAUGAAAAAAGCCAUUACCUACACCAUGAGGAUGGCUCAAGAGAGCGUUGAAGCCCGGAAGAGCAGUUUUGAGCUGUAUGGGGCAGACUUUAUUCUUGGAGAAGACUUUAAACCAUGGUUGAUUGAAAUCAAUACUAGCCCAACAAUGUUCCCUUCUACACCUGUCACAGCAGAGCUAUGUGCGCAGGUGCAAGAAGACACAAUUAAGGUAGUUAUUGAGAAGAAACGUGACAAAAACUGGGACACUGGAAAAUUCGAACUUCUCUGGAGGCAGCCUCUUUUGGAUCUGCCACCGUUCAAUGUUACAGACCUUUUUGUGGAAGGAGUUGGUAUUAAGAGAUCAAGGCAGAAAGCUGCUCCCAUCACUAAUUUUAAUUUUCUUGAUACAUUAGCAAGAAUACCACAGACAACUGAGUGUGCCUCACCCAAUCAUGAAAAACAAGGAGAAUCAAUAAGAACUGUAAAUAACAAGCAAAACAUCAAAAUGAAAAUUGAAAAAGCUAUUUUUUGCACUUUACCUAAGCCUCUCAAGAGGCCACCAGGGAAAAGUUGUAAAGUAAGGGAUGCACACGUGAAACCCACUGGGCACAUAGCUCUUCCCAACUUAGUUUUACAACCUACACAAAGCAUCACAGAGACGAAACAUGUGCAGUAUAUGAACAAGGCAAAAGGAAUAACAGAUUCAAGCUUUCACAGAGUAAAUCAGACAGCCUCUACCUUUCAAAAUAUGAAUCCCUUGGACUGGCCUUUACUUCAGCCUUCCAAAAUAUCAGGUUUGCAGAACAGCAACAAGAAAAUUCCAUGCUUAGUUUGUGGAGACACUUUCCAGUUGGAGAAAACAUGUAAACGCUGCAGCUCCUUUUGUGCAACAGUACUGCAAGGAAGUUCAUAUUUACCUAUGAAUGAUUGUUCUACCCCUGAAAAGAAGGUGACCAGCAACAAGAUAAUUGUUCAUAGCAGUGUCUUCCCUGAAAACAUAUGAGUCCAUUCUGAGUACUCCAGUCUUUUAAAAGCGUUUUUUGAAACAAAAAUAGAACUGUGCAAGCCUUGCAUAAGCAGAUGUUGAAGAAAAAUUAUUUGCCAUGAGCAACUCAAAGAUAUUAUUUAAAGGCCCUGGGCUACAAGAGUUGGAGAUUUUUGUAAGCCAUGGCUGUGUCGGAGACUAUCUGAUUAUACUGAAGCCAAUUAACAAAGUUUACUAUUACAGCAGCUCUGUGGCCAAUAUGCUGGACCCAACUGUGUGGAAAGUUCAAAGAAAUACAGUGAGCUCUCUUUUUAUGUCAUGCAAUACUCCCUCCAUUUUUGCAUCUGCAAUCCCCUGUAUGAUGGCCAUCUUGUAAACAAGAGUUUGAUCAACUGUAAAAACUCUUGUGUGUCAGUGAAUGGGAGUGGAAGGGCUUGCCAACCUGUCCACUGGCACAUAGUGUAAUGUAAAAAAAAAACACAUUGUGAGAUCAUUUUCUUGGAGACACACCUGGGGAAGAAAGGAAGAUUGCUUAUGAUUAGUACCUUUUUACAAAUUAUCUUUUGAGGAUAUCCCCCUGUACUUUGGGCUAUGGUCCUUUACUGCUCUUCCAUGGUCCACAUGUCAGUUAAGUCAGACAAAGUGAACCAGUUAAACCAGCCAUUUACCUCCCCACCGUUAAUAUGAGGACAGUAAUGGCGAAAUGAUUCUAUAUUCUUAGCUUUUCUUCCUGAAUUGACCAAGGAAUGGACCUCAUCUGUGAUCCAUGGAAUAGCCUAUCUUCCAGCGGUGGGCUGUGGACCCUUUAAAGAUGUCUAGCUGACAGGCGCCUGUUCUAUUUGUCUGUCAGGAAAGAACCCACCCUAAUUUAGAGCGUCUUGGGGAUUCCUCAGGGUGCUUAUUGGAGUUUCUGUAUGAUAUCUGUCAGAAUCCAGUUCCCAUUUUGUCAGGAAUAGCCAGUGCAGAAUUCCUAAGAAGGUAUUCCACAACCCGGGGCUUAAAAUCAGAAUUAGCCUCUACAUCUCCAAAGCUCAGGAAGAACAGAGUUUUGUAGAAUCAAAAUGUAAAACAUACUAGUGAUAGAAACUGCCUGUUAUACCAAUCAAUUAAUCUUGCUGCUACUGCAGGGUUUUUUAUUCCAGUACAUUUUCUUUUUGUUCAAUCUAUUUCAAAAGUCAGGAGGGGUUGGUUUCACCACUACUCCCAAGAAUAGACGCAGUGGUUUUUGUGAUAGUUCUACCUUGUUUGAGUGACAAGGGUACAUCACACUUGAGUGUGACUGAUCUUUAUUAACUGGCUUCAGUUGUGAUAUAGCUCAGCAUUACAGAAAGUCAGCACGUUCUGACUCUAGUGACCACUCAUACAAUUAGGAUCAAGUUGCAAGUUGCUGAAUAAAUCUAUUUCAGUUAACUGUCUGAGACAGAGAAUGUGGGGGUAGGCUCACAAGGCCCUGGAAAAAUGCUGGCAAUCUGAUUGUGGUUACACAUUCCAGGUUGUGAAAUACUGACCUCCUCUAGAAAUAUAUUUUUCCUACCCAAACUAUUGAAGGUGCCAGAUGCACCCUUUUCAUGCAAAAAAGCAAGCCAGGGCUGCAUAGGAGAUGAUAAAUUAAAUCCUAUUCUUUCAUUAAACCAACUUGUAUUGGCAAUAAAAGCAGCAGACAGUGAGUGGGACUGCAGGGAAGAGAGAGCCUAUGCAUAAGAUAUGCUAUAAAAAUGUCCAAGACCAAGCAAAUCAUCUGGGAACCAUAAUUUGAGCCUAUGUGAAUGAUCCUUAUUAUACCAAGUACAGACAUCUUUUAAGGUCACCUGAUAUCAGAAGAGACAUACAAACAGACUGCAUUAAUAAAUAUGAGAAUGGUAAUCUUGAAUCCCAGUAAAUAGAGUAUCCUGUAUGUCAGUGGUUCUCAAAG
This is a messenger RNA of Mauremys mutica (yellowpond turtle), 5719 nucleotides long. It is a transcript of the gene TTLL8, whose product is annotated as tubulin tyrosine ligase like 8. Gene Ontology annotation, cellular component: cilium. The coding region runs from base 1237 to 3825 and encodes 862 amino acids. Gene Ontology annotation, biological process: cilium movement; protein polyglycylation; cilium assembly. The transcript has 15 exons. The record is from RefSeq and is a predicted model, not a curated record. Gene Ontology annotation, molecular function: protein-glycine ligase activity, initiating. NCBI's taxonomy places the organism in Eukaryota, Metazoa, Chordata, Testudines, Geoemydidae.